This is a messenger RNA of Xyrauchen texanus (razorback sucker), 1048 nucleotides long. It is a transcript of the gene ppa1a, whose product is annotated as inorganic pyrophosphatase 1a. Gene Ontology annotation, molecular function: magnesium ion binding; inorganic diphosphate phosphatase activity. Gene Ontology annotation, biological process: phosphate-containing compound metabolic process. The record is from RefSeq and is a predicted model, not a curated record. NCBI's taxonomy places the organism in Eukaryota, Metazoa, Chordata, Actinopteri, Cypriniformes, Catostomidae. The coding region runs from base 189 to 884 and encodes 231 amino acids. The transcript has 10 exons. Gene Ontology annotation, cellular component: cytoplasm.
UUAUUCUGUAUCUCAGACAUCACAACUGAAUCAUUAUUAAACGUGCUUUAAAUGUCUUUUAUCUCCUCUUCACAGAAAAUGUAGAGGGGAAAUACAUCUCUCCGUUCCACGACAUCCCCAUCUACGCCGACGAGGCAGAGAAUAUCUUCCAUGCUGUCGUUGAGGUUCCCAGAUGGACAAAUGCAAAAAUGGAGAUCGCAACUAAAGAUCCCCUCAAUCCAUUGAAGCAGGACUUGAAGAAAGGAAAUUUACGCUACGUCAGUAACAUCUUUCCUUAUAAGGGCUACAUCUGGAACUAUGGAGCGAUUCCUCAGACGUGGGAGGAUCCAGGACACAGGGAUGGCGACACGGGUUGCUGUGGCGACAAUGAUCCCAUCGAUAUCUGUGACAUCGGGAAUAAGGUUUGCUCUCGAGGAGAAAUCAUCCGAGUGAAAGUGUUGGGCACUCUGGCGCUGAUUGACGAGGGAGAAACUGAUUGGAAAGUCAUCGUUAUAAAUGUCGAGGACCCAGAGGCUAAAGAUUUUAAUGAUAUCGAUGAUGUCCGCAGACUGAAGCCCGGCUACCUGGAGGCCACCCUCGAUUGGUUCAGAAUGUAUAAAGUGCCUGACGGGAAGCCACAGAAUCAAUUUGCCUUCAACGGUGAAUUUAAGAACAGGGAAUUCGCCAUCAAAACGGUUAAAGACACUCAUAGUUUUUGGAAAGCUCUGAUCUCCAAGAAAACCAAUGCCGGUGACAUCAACUGUAUGAACACCUGUGUCUCAGAGAGUCCCUUCUUCUGUUCCAGUGUAGAAGCCAAAGUCAUCAUAGAUUCAGCACAUCCCUACAGUGACGCAGACCAGAUGCCCAGCUCAGCUGAUAAAUGGUUCUAUUACAGCAAACCGUAAAAGAUCCUCAGAGGUGACGGGCUGAACACUACCUGUAUUAGCCAUAGAGGCAGAAUUAAAUAUUAGCUAACGGAGUACUGCGAUCUGUAUCUUCAUCAUGACAAUAAAAUCAGCUGUUGUUCUGAAACAUGUUUCUCUUGAGAUCCAUUUGGUCUAUUAAUAUG